Messenger RNA from Carassius carassius (crucian carp), 1577 nucleotides. Its product is annotated as transmembrane emp24 domain-containing protein 1-like. Gene Ontology annotation, cellular component: endoplasmic reticulum-Golgi intermediate compartment; Golgi apparatus; endoplasmic reticulum. Gene Ontology annotation, biological process: endoplasmic reticulum to Golgi vesicle-mediated transport; Golgi organization; intracellular protein transport. Lineage: Eukaryota; Metazoa; Chordata; Actinopteri; Cypriniformes; Cyprinidae. The record is from RefSeq and is a predicted model, not a curated record. Bases 120 to 824 code for a protein of 234 amino acids. The transcript is spliced from 4 exons.
GUCACGUCAACUUAACGAAAGUCCAAACCAUGCCAUGCUGUUGCAGUGUAGUAGAAGGCAAUGAGAGGCUCCUGGUGUGUUCGCGCCGCUCGUAGUGCAACAGCUGCUCUAGUGUGUUUAUGAAGAGCAAAGUAAUGGAGCGGUUUAAAGAGACGCGUCUCGUAGUGUGUUUGCUGCUCUUUCUGACGCUGAGCGUGGAUUUGGGAUUCGCCUUCGUACAGAAUAAGGACACCGAGUUCACUUUCCUUCUUCCUGCCGGAGCAACCGAGUGCUUCUUCCAAACAGCCACUCAGAACGGCAGCAUGGACGUGGAGUACCAGGUCAUUGCAGGCUCAGGGCUGGACAUCGGCUUCACUCUGAUCUCCCCGCAUGGGUACAGACUGGUCUCCGACUUCAGAAAAUCAGACGGCAUACACACGGUGGACCCCACUGAGGAGGGCGACUACAAGAUUUGCUUUGACAACAGCUUUAGCCAUAUUUCAGACAAGAUGGUGUAUGUGGAGGUGAUCGUGGAUGGACCAGAGGAGGAGGAUGAGGAUGAUGAAGACUGGGCUGCCCUGGCUGAACCAGAGGACUCGCUGGAGUACAAACUGGAGGAUAUCAGGGACUCAAUGGACGCUGUGCACAAGAACCUGGAGCGAAGCUGGCAGCUGCAGACGAUGCUGCGGGUGUUCGAGGCUCGUGACCGUUACCUGCUGGAGGAUAACCUGUGGCGGGUUUCUUUCUGGUCCAGCGUCAGUCUGCUGGUCAUGGUCAGCGUGGCCCUCACCCAGGUCUACACUUUACGCAGAUUAUUCAGUGACAAACACAGAGUUCGCACAUAGCAGAGAUGAACUGGAGAGAAGAUGCUAUAACACUUUGUGCACUGUUAACAAAACGUACAAACGUAAUGGGUCCUGGAAAUGAAGACAUGCAGAAACUCUCAGGUCCACAAAAUAUCUCUCUAGUUUAUGUCAGAAUUUAAGUGUUUAGAGCUAUCAAUGAAUCUGAAAUCUUGGAGCUUGACCAUGUACCAUUUCUCACAUUUAAUGAUAAAGCAUUUUCUUUAGAGCGCUAACACUGCUGAACACUAAAUAUACUUGAAGUACUUUAGGAACAUUUGAAUGUAAUUUUGUACUCUGCUUUUAAAAUAUUGUGAUUAAAAUAAUUUGAGUUUUUUUAAAUAAAUAACAAUAAGAUUAACAUUUCUUAUGGAUUUAUAUGGCAGUAAAAUAAAAAUCCAAGGGACUGUUUUGCUUUGAAUGGUUUUAUUAUACAGCACAUUAGCAUCUCAUUUGGAACAAAUGCAGCUGUCGUAUGUGGCAUAGCAAGUGCAAAUGCAAAAUGAAUUUAAAAACUCAUCUGGGUUAUUUGUUACAUUUGUAAAUCAGUUGCUGACUGCAUUGAACUGAGUUAUUACUGUAUUGUGGGAAUCAGAAAUCAGAUUGUUUUAUAACAAUACUUUCAAAAUUGUUGCCAUUCAUCUUUGUUUCUACAAGUUAAUCUUUAGGUUAAUUAAUUUUCAGUAUUUCUUAUAUUCUUCCAUCACCAUGCAACAAUCUACAAGUAUUUUCAUUAAACAAGAAGCCUAGUAAAAA